CUUCAACCGGGAAGUAAUUUCACGCACAAGAAGCGAGGCAUAGGAAGCAAAGCAGAAGUCAGAUGUCAUUUAGUCCGGGAACUGUUUUUAAACUUUAAACGACCUGCAAAAAACCGGCGAUUCGGUGGGAACAUUUUUUAAAUUUAAUUAAAACUUGGACCAGUUUUUGACCCAGAAGAUGGCUUCCUGUACAUGUCUGACUUUCCUAACUCUUCAGAUGUUAAUAUCGCUGGUCUUGUCCUCAGGGAGACCUAACAUCCUUCUGAUCGUGUCGGACGAUCUGCGGCCCGCCAUGGGAAGCUAUGGUUUCUCAGGGGUGAUGACGCCCAACCUGGAUCAGCUGGCGUCGGAGAGCGUCGUGUUCCGUAACGCAUUUGCGCAGCAAGCGGUGUGCGCACCCAGCCGGACCUCCUUCCUGACCAGCCGGCGUCCCGACGCCACCCGGCUCUACGACUUCAACUCCUACUGGAGGGUCCACGCGGGCAAUUACACGACGCUGCCGCAGUACUUUAAGGAGCAGGGCUACCACACCAUGUCUGUAGGGAAGGUCUUCCACCCAGGCAUCGCCUCCAAUCACUCGGAUGAUUUCCCGUACAGCUGGUCUGUACCGCCGUAUCAUCCCGCCUCCUUGGCCUAUGAAAAGAGGAAGGUCUGCAGGGGCAAGGACGGGAAGCUCCAUGCCAACCUGCUAUGCGCUGUCAACGUGUCGGAGAUGCCGCUGAAGACUUUGCCCGAUAUGGAGAGCACGGCAGAGGCUAUCAGGCUGCUGCAGUCCAUGAGGGAGGCGCAGGAGCCUUUCUUCCUAGCUGUGGGCUACCACAAACCUCACAUUCCUUUCAGGAUCCCACAGGAGUUCCUGAAGCUCUACCCCCUGGAGAACAUGACUCUGGCCCCUGACCCCGAAGUCCCCAAAGGCCUGCCCCCUGUGGCCUACAAUCCCUGGACAGACAUCCGAAAACGGGAGGAUGUGCAGGCGCUGAACGUCAGUUUUCCCUACGGGCCGAUCCCCCCGGACUUCCAGUUACGGAUUCGGCAGCACUAUUUUGCUGCAGUAUCCUACGUGGACUCGCUGGUGGGAAUGCUUCUGAGCACGCUGGAUGAUCUGGGAUUGGCCAGGAACACUGUGGUGCUUUUCACCUCUGAUCACGGCUGGUCUCUGGGUGAACACGGGGAAUGGGCCAAGUACAGUAACUUCGACGUGGCCACGCGUGUGCCACUGCUGAUCCACGUUCCCUGGGUGAUGUCACGGGCCGGGCGGACAGUGGGGCGGAGCUUCCCCUUCUGGGACGUGUUCCGCUUCCCCCACAAACGAUUUGCCAAAGGAUGGGCUGUCAGGAGCGUGGUGGAGCUGGUCGACCUCUUCCCCACGCUGGCGGAGCUGGCAGGACUCAAGGUCCCCCCACCCUGCCCUCAUGCCUCCUUUGCCGUCCAGCUGUGCACGGAAGGUUCCAGCCUGGUUCCGAGCCUCCGGGCCCCAGAGCACAGGAUCGAUACGGAGGCCAUUGCAUAUAGCCAGUACCCCCGUCCCAGCGACGAACCCCGGGAUGACUCGGACUUGCCGUCCCUGCCUGACAUCCGCAUCAUGGGUUACUCUGUGCGCUCCUGGGACUACCGCUACACGUUGUGGGUGACCUUUGACCCAACUCACUUCCAGGCCAACCUGUCGGACAUCCACGCCGGAGAGCUGUACCUUCUGUGGGAGGACCCGGGACAGGACCACAAUGUGUAUGAUAGCAGCGAGCACAGCGUCCCCUACAGGAAGCUCAGCUCAGUCCUCCCGUGGAGAGAUGUGCUGAAGCAAUACCUGCUCUGUUUCCGCAAAGGGUUAAAACCUGAAGGGAUGCUUUAACUCUUCACUGCAUGGUGGAGAAGGACGACAGCCCAUGCAGGGAGGCCAUGUAAAAAAAAACUGAAGGGAUCAUUUCACAAUUCUGGACUUACCUUAAGGAACGAGGGAACAAGAAUAGGGAGAGAAUCAGGGAACGUAACACUCAGAGAGAGAAUAAGGGAGACAUAACACAAGGGAACAAAAACCGAGAGAGAAUCUGGGGAACAUAAGGGACCAUGAACAGAGAGAGAAUAAGGGGAACAAAAACCGAGAGAGAAUCCGGGGAACAUAAGGGAGCAUGAACAGAGAGAGAAUAAGGGGAACAAAAACCGAGAGAGAAUCCGGGGAACAUAAGGGAGCAUGAACAGAGAGAGAAUAAGGGGAAUAAAAACCGAGAGAAUCCGGGGAACAUAAGGGAGCAUGAACAGAGAGAGAAUAAGGGGAACAUAACAUAAGAAUAUGGGAGCAUGAGCACAGAAUAAAGAGAAGGUAAGAAUGAGGGACUUUGGGAGCUGUUUGUGUUCUUUCAUUCCAUGCACCAGUGCUGCGUAAUGGGGCGGCUAAGUGCAUCGACAUGUCUGACACACGUUGCGUGUUUUUUUCUGUGUGAUUCGGCCGCCAUGUUGGGGGGGGGGGAUUCACUGCUUCUCACAAUAGCAGCUUUCAUGAGAAUCGCUCAAGGUGCAGAAAAACCACAUCACACAGCAGCCGUGCACCUCCACCUCCCUGCACCCCCCCCCUGCCACCGCCUUAACUCUGAUUCUCGAUGGUGCGCCUCACAUUUCACUCAGCACCUUGUGAAAACCACCCGCCCAGGUGACCACGGCUCCCCGUGGAGACUAAGAAUGUAAACCAGACCCGAUUCUGGCCUGCUGGUCUCCCCACACCAGGUCACAGAGGCCCGGUAUCAGCAGUGGUAAUGAGCUUAGGUUCUGGCACCAUGUUCUCUUCCGUAAACAUCAUGUCAGCCACGUUCGUCCUGGUGCUGCCUUUUGCAGUUUUUGUUUUGGGGGCGGGCCUGCCCGGUUCCUGGGGUGCACUCAGUCAUGCGUGGUGACGGUGGCCGGCGGCCAGAGAGGCGGGAUCGAUGGCCGUGGCGUUUCUUGCUGAGCAGAUGCAUCUCGGAGCGUCCGGCGCAGAAGAUGGAUGAGGCUGUCAGAGCACAGAAAGGGGAAAAUGAUUUAACUUGGAAUAAAGUCUUAUUUUGUCACGUCA
Molecule: messenger RNA, 3043 nt
Organism: Paramormyrops kingsleyae
Lineage: Eukaryota; Metazoa; Chordata; Actinopteri; Osteoglossiformes; Mormyridae
Gene: ids
Product: iduronate 2-sulfatase
Cellular component (GO): cytoplasm
Molecular function (GO): iduronate-2-sulfatase activity
Source: RefSeq, a predicted model, not a curated record